Messenger RNA from Daldinia loculata, 1138 nucleotides. RefSeq lists its product as uncharacterized. The coding region runs from base 421 to 972 and encodes 183 amino acids. The record is from RefSeq and is a predicted model, not a curated record. Lineage: Eukaryota; Fungi; Ascomycota; Sordariomycetes; Xylariales; Hypoxylaceae. The transcript is spliced from 3 exons.
UGUACUAUUGCAUAAACACCGCUCAAAAAUGAACCUUUCAUAGUCUGUGCCGGGGCAUCAACACUCAAGGUGUUCCUAAAAUAUAAACUUGCCGGAACUCUGGCAACUCUGGGCUUUUAGAGAAAUCCGGAGAUUAAAUUCUCAAAUCGUAUUAGGGAAAGGAUCAUCUUGUUUAUGCCAUAUUAAUCGCGAUUUUCCUUUUACAUUAAAAAAAGGACAUCCGAUUCUCGAUUGUAAACAAGAGUGUUUGCUGUUGGUCUCCAAUUUGCAAACCGUAAAUGUGAGGGUAACCGGUCAUAAUGCUGUGGCCCUUGUUGAUUGUCGAGUCGUGGCCCUAAUCAGUCCCGUUGCCAGGUGACCAAUCAGUAUUCUUCUUCGGGUUUGAUUUAGUCAUCUGCAUACCUAAAAAAGUCCAGAUCAAUGUCUACCACGCAUUCCGAUCUUUGCUCUGCUCCCGAAUCUGAAUACUGUCAAUCCACGCCAGAUAUUGGCAUGGUAACACCAACACAUACAAUGUCCAGUACCGAUCGAAUGGAGCAUUCCUGCUCAUGCUCAAUACACAAAAUAGAGGCAAAAGACACACCGCCAUUUCCUGACCAGACGUUCGCCAUCCGGGAGCGAAAUACUGGCCGAUACAUUACUCUCGUCGAAGGAAAUCUUUGUGUGCGAGAGAAUAUUGGCGACCAGGGUGGAUGGCACUGGAUAUGCGUCGAGACUCAGGGUUGGCUGGGAUUCCGGAGCCCGGUGUCUGCGACGUAUAUGGGACACGAUACAAAUAAGAACAUUUGGGCGGAACACAAGCAUCACAAGGAACAUGAAUAUUUCUGUGCUAGAAAGCACCCCCAUGGUGGUUACAUGUUACUUAAGAGACAUGACGAUGAGCUCUGGAAGAUCACUGUCAGCAAUGAUUUUAGGCUAAUCGAGACUACUGGGGAUGGUACGCUAUGGGACUUCGUGAAAGUUUCGGCUUAGAUAAGUUUAUGAAAUUGAAGCCCGGUUGAGUAUUGGUUAUGUUUACCGCCCAUUUAGCUUUUAACCAACGGCGGUUCGGGUUGAGUUCUCGUCACUAAAGAAUGGUAUCCCAUCAUAUACAUGCGUACCUAUGCUAGGGAGCAUUGCCUAGUAGUUUUAAAUUUCU